Molecule: messenger RNA, 756 nt
Organism: Mytilus californianus (California mussel)
Lineage: Eukaryota; Metazoa; Mollusca; Bivalvia; Mytilida; Mytilidae
Product: partner of Y14 and mago-like
Exons: 3
Coding region: 101-724 (207 amino acids)
Biological process (GO): exon-exon junction complex disassembly
Cellular component (GO): exon-exon junction complex; cytoplasm
Molecular function (GO): RNA binding
Source: RefSeq, a predicted model, not a curated record
GACAUGGGAGAUAACUUCAUAUAUUCUUUUUGCAUUCGAAAGUGGUGCGAAAACUGAAACAUUCUAAUAUCUAGGGCAUACACAUUAUUAGUAUUUAGUUAUGACAGAAAAGGAAACAUACAUAGAGAGAACAGGCGUAGUAAAAGACGAAGCGACAGGUGAAUUGUUUAUUCCUGCAUCAAGACGUCCGGAUGGUACAUGGAGAAAGCCACGUAAAGUGAAAGAUGGAUAUAUCCCACAAGAUGAAGUCCCAACGUAUGAAAAUAAAGGUGUUCAAUGGAUGAAAAGUAAACCUUCAUUACCACCUGGCCUCAACCCUGGGCAUGUACCUCCUAAAACACAUGUACAGGAAGAAACAUCAGCCAUGUCAAAGUCAGCAAAGAAAAACUUAAAAAGAAAAGAGAAAAAGAAACAAGGCCAAGGACAGAAUAGCCAAGCAGAUCACCUAGCAGAAUCAUUAGCUAAAACAGACAUAAAAACAAAAAAAUCAGAUUUAAUAUCGGUGAAAACAGUUGAGUCUGAAACAAGUGAAAAUGACAAAGCCAGUAUUGAGAAAAAGUUGCGCAAUUUGAAAAAAAAGCUCAAACAAGUUGAAGAUUUAGAAGCCAAGAUAAGCUCUGGUGAUUUGAAAGAACCUGAAAAGGAGCAGUUGGAAAAAAUAGCUAAAAAAACAUCUUUGUUAGCAGAAAUUCAAGAUUUACAAUUAGACUUGAAAGAUUUAUAAUCAGAGUUAAAUGAAAUAAAAAUGAAGUUAUA